AUGAGUGUCCACUCGCUUGAUUACGCCCAGCCUGGCGUGCGACUCGAGCCACUUCAAAAUUUCGACCUCGAAGCCGGUCGGCACUCGCCCACCUCCCCCAAUCCACAGGAGCCCUCAGCAAGAAAAGACGGGUCAUUCAUAGACGCGACCACCACGGCUGCAGCACGAGUCAACUCUACCGACACGACCAAACGUCGCAUGCGACGACGCUCUAACACAGCACGCUCCUACCACCCAGAUGGUUUUAAUCAAGACUCGACUUGGCAGCCCGGAACCGAACCUGGUAUCGAUCCAACCAAAACCCUUCAUCCUUCCAGCGCGGAAUGGGCGUCGAACGUGCCGAGCGAUUUACAUCGGGAGUGUGAGAUCACAGUGGUGGACUUCUCGCAGCAUGAAAUGAGGCAGUAUGAGCUGAAUAACUCGACACUCGCACAAUUUCUGGAGCGAGAGAAGGAGCCAUGGGUACAGUGUCGAUGGAUCAAUGUGAAUGGUCUAAGCUGGGACGUGAUCAAGAUUCUUGGAAACCACAAGAAACUGCAUCGGCUCGCGAUCGAGGACGUGGUUCACAUGACGAACAGAACAAAGGCCGAUUGGUACUCUGACCAUGUAUUUGUUGUGUUGGCCUUGCAGAAACUGGUCAAGCUGCAAGAUGAGAAGAGUGACGGCGACUCCGACGACGACAUCCUGGAAGGCAAACUAGGAGAAAGGAGUGGGUCUGUGAUAAGUGACAAGAGUUCAGUGUCUAUUAAACGGCCCACCAAGCGAAAUCUCAUUCUCGAUGCCCUCAAGGACCUCUUCCGGUCCAAACGUUCAAACGAAAACUGCGAACAAAAAAUGCCGGUCGGAGCUAGUGUUCGCCCUGGUCCACGUAGGGCCUCUUCGAAGCAUACGUCCCACUUUGGGGAUUUGUCUGCUAAGCAAGGACGCACUGCCAGGACAUUACAGCGAUAUCGCGGUGGUCCGAACGAAGGUCGAAUUGAAUUUAUGGAACGGCACGCUGUGCUAGCGGCUAAAAAUCUAUGCGUUACACUGGAGCAAGUAUCAAUCUUCUUGCAAGCCGAUAACACUGUGACGUCCUUCUUCGAAAGCAGCGCCGAUGAUAUAGAAGCUCCUAUUGUGCGGCGCCUGAGUUCCCCCGAAACUAUUCUGCGACAAUCAUGCGAUGCAAGUAUGCUCAUGCAGGCUAUCCUUGAUGCCAUCAUUGAUCUCGCACUCCCGGUAACCAUGGCCUACCAAGACGCCAUUGGUGAUCUGGAGCUUGAAGUCUUAACUGAUCCAGACAUCGAUCAAUCUAAAAGCUUGUAUAUUCUUACAUCCGAAAUUGCGGUACUGCGAAACUCUAUGCAGCCCAUUGUCACCGUGAUUAAUGCGCUUCGUGACCAUCGUUCUCAACCCGUUGGUACACCUGGAUUAGGUAUCAAGCGCAGUAACCAUACCAGCCAAAGUGCUGCGACAGGAGAUCCAUAUUACGACCACGAUGAUGACCCACCACGGAUUGAAGUUGCGACGCCGAAUUUGAAGAGUACUUCCGGAUCAACUGUGACGAUAAGUAAUAUGUGCCAUACCUACCUGGGUGAUGUCCUAGAUCAUUGCAUUACUAUCGUGGAAGGCUAUGAUCAAAUGCGACGUGCUGCGGAUAAUAUGAUUGAUCUGAUUUUCAAUACUAUUGGUGCCUACCAGAAUGAGAGCAUGAAGCAACUGACACUUGUCACUUGCUUGUAUCUUCCCAUGACCUUCUUGACGGGUUACUUUGGAAUGAAUUUCAAGGAUUUUGAAGGCAUUAAGAAUAGCGAUUCAUACUUUUGGAAGAUUGCUAUCCCAUUCAUUUUCGUUACAACUUGCUUCCUAAUGCGCGACAAGAUCCAGCGUACCGCUAUCAUGCUUGCCCAGAAGCGUCUCAUCACCAGCUCCAGGAAACAGCGACAGGGACGAAAGGAGAGGUAG
Messenger RNA from Penicillium odoratum, 1944 nucleotides. Its product is annotated as putative CorA family metal ion transporter. Lineage: Eukaryota; Fungi; Ascomycota; Eurotiomycetes; Eurotiales; Aspergillaceae. The record is from RefSeq and is a predicted model, not a curated record. Gene Ontology annotation, biological process: transmembrane transport; metal ion transport. Gene Ontology annotation, cellular component: membrane. The transcript has 5 exons. The coding region runs from base 1 to 1944 and encodes 647 amino acids. Gene Ontology annotation, molecular function: magnesium ion transmembrane transporter activity; cobalt ion binding; magnesium ion binding.